This is a messenger RNA of Symbiodinium sp. CCMP2592, 3132 nucleotides long. Lineage: Eukaryota; Dinophyceae; Suessiales; Symbiodiniaceae. The record is from the annotation of a GenBank genome assembly.
AUGCCGACUCGACGAGCGGCGUCCUCGGGCUGCCAAAGCGUCGUCGCGGUGGCGCUGGGCGUUGCCUUCGUGGCCGUGCCCGGCCUGUAUUUUGAGUUUUACCUCACCGGCGGCUACAAAGAGAGCCCCGGCACUGGACCACUGGGCCGCGAGGUCAUCCAGGCGGCCGUGAAGCAGGUGGACCUGGCGACCUCACAGGCCUGGAGCGCAGUGCAAAGGACGGAGCCCCUGGUUGAAAUCCCUCCGGUCGUCAUGCCAAGCCAGCUCAGCGUGGCACAGCCAAUCAAGGCUCUCGCCCAAGCUGGGCCGCCUCCGCCAGCACCACCGCCAGCACUGCCGCCGGCGCCGCCCCCAGCGCCGCAGCCAGCGCCGCCACCAGCGCCGCCGCCAGCGCCGCCGCCGGUACUGAAUCUGCCAGAGGUUCCGGAUCCUUCUGCACAGGCCACUGGCGCUUACGUGGAGCAGCUCUUCGCAAAGAACCGAGAGUGCGCUGACCAGGCGAUGGAGAUAGGCAACCUCCCGACCGUACAGGCCUGUGACGAAGUGGUUGCGACGAAGCUUGAGUGCGGCCGCUACUUCAUGUUUAGCCACGCACAUCCAGACUGGAUUUGCCGCUGCUGCUCAGUCCACGGUGAGGAGGAAGGUCCGGCCUCAGAUCAGUGGAACGUCUUCAAGGCCCAGGUUCCGAGGGCUCCGGGUUUGCCCUUGGAGCCGCCCACGGCGCCCCCGGCGGAUCCUUUCGCCGGGCUUCCCAUCGCGCCAGGGCCAAGGCCCCAGUGGCUGGCGCGGAAAGAUGCACUGGUCAUCGAUGCAAGACCAGAGGAGCACGGCGGCAUCGUCAUCCUCCAGGCUGUCCUGAGCGAUUCGCAUGCCACCUGGGGCAACAGCAAGGAUGCGCAACGUCUCGAAGACCGACCUGACUGGCUUCGAGCGAUCUUGGCCACAAAUCGGGCCCACGCGAAGACGCACGGCCACGCUAUGGUGCUUCGCGCGGCCUGGCCUGAGAAGGCUCAUCCGACCGAGCCGCAGCUCACAGAUUGGAUGAUCAGCGACUGUGGCAAAAAGUCCCUGCGCGUGUGCGCAAAGGUCAAUGAGCGAGAGACGUACAACUGGGAGAAGCAUCUGAUGAUGCAGGACUACCUUUUGAGUCCACAAGCUUUCACCCAUGUACUCAUGCUGGACGCAGACGCUGCGCUGAUCCAGCCGCAGCUUAACACCUUACACCGAAUCGCCGACAUCUUGGACCGGAAGGGCAAAGAUCUCUUCCUGACCAACGAGGACUGGUUGGACCAGAAUGGCGAGGCGCGCAUCAACGGCGGGUUGAUGCUGGCGAAAAACACGCAGUUUACGCAGAACUUGUUCCAAGACACCUUCGAUGCCCACGUGGCCGGGUACAAGCUGCUGAAGAAGGCCCGCAUCGGCACGCCCGUGAUCCGGUGCACCAGCAACGAGCAGAUCUGUCUCAAUGACCUGUACUAUGGCGACACUCAGCAUUUCACUUCAAAGGUCAUCAUGGCCAGUGGGAAGAAAUACAACCGCGGAGCCGAGAGAGGUGGCGAGGCCCACAUCACCGACGAGACCACCGAGAUCAUGCAUUGGAUGGGCGGCGCAAAGGCCACAGCCGGCCAGGCGCUUUGCCGAGGACAGCGGGACUUGACCUUCGAAGGGCCAGACGGAUACGGCUGCAAAAUGGAUGCGACAUCUUAUCGCUUGAUCGAGGAGGUGAUCAAGACCACGAAGGAAUCCGGCGCCAUCCGUCAUGGUGCAGAGUGCUUCAACUUCUACUUUCCGCAGGAGUUGGACACCAACUUCCUCGUUGUGUGGGAAGGCUUCCAUGAUAUCGACGGCAAGCCCUGGGCCUACAUGGAUGAGGACGAGCUCCGCGACUUCCUCACAGAGCGUGUCGAGGAGAACUACGCCCUGCCUCUGAAUCCGAUUUGGUGUGUUCGGGACCUCGGCUGGUUCGACAUACUGGAGCAUCAAAUUGAGAACCAGAGCUGCAAAGCAGCGCUGGAGGCCUGGUACCCAGAGCAGUCCGGCAUUCUUGAGAAGAUAAAGGCACUGCACGAGGAGUUCACAGAGGGCCUCGAGCUGAAAGCAAGCGCGGACAACGCGCGGCCUCUGGUCCGGACUUUGUCGCAUUGCCCUGACCUGGACAUGUCGGAGAAGGCCAUGCUGGCCAUUUCACAGGCGUCCUCUGCGGGGAGUAGGAUCCUCGUCUUCGGCGCCACCGGCAAGCAGGGUGGUGCCGUCAUCCGCGAGAUCCUGUCUGCCUUCGGCAGUACGGCCACUGUCUAUGCGGUGACCCGCGGCUCUUCCUCCCCAGCUGCUCAGAAGCUGGAGCAGCAAGGUGUCAAGCUCGUGAUCGGCGAUAUGGAGGACUCGCGCCCGGACUCCCCUCUGAAGGCCGCGAUUGCCGAGGCAAAGCCCACACACGUCUUUCUCAUGUCGAACGAGAAGGCGGCCAUGUUCUCGAAGGGCAGCGGCUGCAGUCAGGAGCUCGCGGCGGCAAACCGCAUGCUUGACUUCCUGGAGGCGUGCGGAACUGUGGAGUACGUGGUUAUGAGCUCGGUCGCUGGCUGCCACCAGGGGGCCCAAUAUUCGAUGCCGAACUUCAAGGUGAAGGAAGACAUCGAAGCCGCCCUGCAGAGCCGGUCGUCCCUGAAGUGGACGGUGCUUCGCCUGGUUACGCUCAUGGACAACUUUGUGGACAAAGAGUAUGGCGGAGCGACGAAGACAAGUGUCACGGGCUUGGCUAACAAUUCCACGAUGGAGAUGUGGUACGUGAGCUGCAGGGACUUGGGAGUGGCAGUGGCGACAUGUUUCGCCAAGCCCGACUUCGUCGGAAAGACCAUCAACCUUGCGAGCCAAAAGCUCAGCGGUGAAGAGAUCGCCUCGGUCUACGCCAAGGUGAUUAAGACAGAUGCCAAGGUGAAGUACACGCCAGUGAUGGGACCCUGCCUCAUGAGCAUGGGGUUCUUGAUGCCAGACUUCGUGGCGAUGCACAGGUACUGGGAGAAGGUUGGCUAUCCCAUCGAAGAGAGCGACCAGGAAGCCUUCAAAGCUCUGGUGCCUGAGCCCUGGACAAUCGAAGACUACUUCACGAGCCUUGGCGACAGAAUCCCAAUGUGA